Pangasianodon hypophthalmus (striped catfish) is the source of this 7174-nucleotide messenger RNA. RefSeq names its product collagen alpha-6(VI) chain. NCBI's taxonomy places the organism in Eukaryota, Metazoa, Chordata, Actinopteri, Siluriformes, Pangasiidae. The transcript is spliced from 21 exons. The coding region runs from base 3855 to 6143 and encodes 762 amino acids. The record is from RefSeq and is a predicted model, not a curated record.
CUUGGGGACCGCCCACUUCCGGUAUCGCUCAUGGCUCCCGCUGCGUUGAUGGAUUAAUGGUGGCUGUGUGGUCUGUCUGCUGUUUUCCCCUCGGAUUGGCAAUUUAAUGUGUUGGAAAAUAUUUGGCCUUCGGGUGCGUAUUUUAAGAAUACCAACCAUAUCGGGAAAAUGACGGUAGGUGUAUGGGUCACUUAAUGUUAAUGUAGUGCACCGUAAAAGGUUUCUCUCUUUUUUAGGUAGAGCUGCCUAUAUUUGAAGAUUGGUUUUCCGGAUAUUUAAUCAGGAUUGCAGGGUGGUAUCCAGUGGUGCUGCUGUUUUGCUCCGUGCUGUUUUGAUCCGUGCUGGUUUUGCUCCGUUUGCUUCCGGUGUGACGCGAACUGUGCUACCUCGUGGGGCUUCUUGUGCGACGUGGGUUGUGUCAUGCCGUGUGUGUGUGACAUUGUACCGCGUCGUUUCGCGUGGAAUUGGUAGAUUUUGAUCUUUUGUGACCCUAUGUCCAGGCUUGUAAACCCGUCUUCCAAUAUUUUGAGUCCCAUAAGGAGGGUUUUUGUGAAAGUUGGGUCACCUGGGUAUUUUUAUUGAAACUGUAUUUUUCUUUUUUUGUGGGGUUAACGAUUGCUUCAUUGAUUCUGUCUUGUUUCUGAAUGUUUUGAUUGUAUUUUUAGUGUAUGAUAAAUUUUAUUUGUUCCCUCUAUUUUAAUGGAGUUGUGUGAUUUUAGUCUUAUUUUAAUUGAGUAAAUGUUUUUUUUUUUUUUUGUUUUAUGUGAUUUUUACAUUGUCAGUAAAGUAUUAAAGUUUCAUCUCUGCAUUCAUUCUUCUGUUUCCUACCCUGGAACAACGAACCUGUGUUCCUUUUGAUGGUAUAAUGAUGGUUCCCUGUGCCUAACAGGGUGGCAUAGUCGGUGUAAUUGUUUUACUAAAUUUGUAUUUCUGGUUAGCCUGUUCCGCCAUAAUUUGGUGUGACUGGCUCUAGUGAUCAGAUAAAGCUAUCACUGCUUAGUCCACUUUGCCACACAUAACUGUGGGGCUUUGUAAGAGGAGGCUGUGCCCCCUGUUGUAGCCUUCACUAUUCAAGGUAUGAACAAAUAGUCUCCACCUUUUGAACAAAGUAGGCAUGGCGGAUCAUAAAAGAGCAAAUGUUCGCUCAGGUACUGCGGCUUGAGACCAUUUAGUGCUGUAGAGGUUAACAGUAGUAUUUUAUAAUCAGUACAAAAUUUGACUGGGAGCCAAUGCAGUAUGGAUAAGAUAGGGGUGAUGUCAUAUCUUCUGGUUCUAGUAAGCACUAAUGCAUUCUGGACUAACUGGAGCUUAUUUAAGCACCUUCUGGAACAUCCAGGCAGUAAAGCAUCACAAUACUCCAACCUAGAGGUAAAAAAAAGCAUGGACUAGUUUUUAUGCUUCAUGUAGUGCCAUUAUACUUCUUAUCUUAGCAAUAUUUCUGAGAUGAAAGAAGGCUAUCCUAGUAAUAUUAUCUAUGUGAGCCUCAAAUGAAAGACUGGAAUCAAUAAUCAUAUCACGGUCUUUUACCGCUACACAUUAUGAAACAGAAAUGCCAUCCAGAGAUACUAUGAAAUCAGAAAGCUUACUUCUAGCAUGUGGUUGUAGUACAUCUGUUUUGUCAAAAUUAAGUAGAAGGAAGUUAAUAAGCAUCUGGUGUCUAAUGUCCUUUCCACAUUCCUCAACUUUAUUAAGCUGGUGUCUCUCAUCUGGCUUUGCUGAAACAUACAACUGUGUGUCGUCAGCAUAACAGUGGAAGCUAAUACCAUGUUUACAAAUAAUUUUACCCAGAGAGAGCAUAUAUAAAGAAAAAAGCAAUGGGCCUAAAAUAGAACCUUGUGGGACACCAAAUUUUACCUUAGAAUGUGUAGAGACAUCACCAUUUACAUCUACAAACUGAUAACAAUCAGUCAAAUAAGACCUGAGUCAGAAAAGGACAAUUCCAUUAACUCCAACAACAUUUUCUAGUCUAUCUAGGAGACUAGCAUGAUCAGUGGUGUCAAAAGCUGCACUAAGGUCAAGCAACACAAGCAAGGAGACACAACCCUGAUCAGAGACUAGUAGUGGGUCAUUUACCUCUUUAACCAGUGCUGUCUCUGUGCUAUGAUGAGGCCAUGCAAUAUAAUAAUGCAAUAAGGUAAUGCAAUAUCAAAUGCAAUAUAAAAGGGUUGUUAAACCCCUUGAAUUACAGCCGAAAGUCUACACUUCAAUCAUAUCUUGAUUGCUUCAUUUCAAAUCCACUGUGGUGCUGUAUAGAGGCAAAAUUACGAAAAUCGUGUCACUGUCCAAAUACUUAUGGACCUGACUGUAUAUAUACAUAUGUACAUACAUAUACAGAUACAUACAUACAUACAUACAUACAUACAUACAGUCAGGUCCAUAAAUAUUGGGACACAAUUCUAACAUUUUUGGCUCUAUACGCCACCACAAUGGAUUUCAAAUGAAACGAACAAGAUGUGCUUUAACUCCAGACUGUCAGCUUUAAUUUGGAUUUACAUCCAAAUCAGGUGAAUGGUGUAGGAAUUACAACAGUUUGCAUAUGUGCCUCCCACUUGUUAAGGGACCAAAAGUGAUGGGACAAUUGGCUUCUCAGCUGUUCCAUGGCCAGGUGUGUGUUAUUCCCUCAUUAUCCCAAUUACAAUGAGCAGAUAAAAGGUCCAGAGUUCAUUUCAAGUGUGCUAUUUGCAUUUGGAAUCUGUUGCUGUCAACUCUCAAGAUGAGAUCCAAAGAGCUGUCACUAUCAGUGAAGCAAGCCAUCAUUAGGUUGAAAAAACAAAAUAAACCCAUCAGAGAGAUAGCAAAAACAUUAGGCGUGGCCAAAACAACUGUUUGAUACAUUCUUAAAAAGAAGGAACGCACCGGUGAGCUCAGCAACACCAAAAGACCCGGAAGACCACGGAAAACAACUGUGGUGGAUGACCGAAGAAUUCUUUCCCUGGUGAAGAAAACACCCUUCACAACAGUUGGCCAGAUCAAGAACACUCUCCAGGAGGUAGGUGUAUGGGUGUCAAAGUCAACAAUCAAGAGAAGACUUCACCAGAGUGAAUACAGAGGGUUGACCACAAGAUGUAAACCACUGGUGAGCCUCAAAAACAGGAAGGCCAGAUUAGAGUUUGCCAAACGACAUCUAAAAAAGCCUUCACAGUUCUGGAACAACAUCCUAUGGACAGAUGAGACCAAGAUCAACUUGUACCAGAGUGAUGGGAAGAGAAGAGUAUGGAGAAGGAACGGAACUGCUCAUGAUCCUAAGCAUACCACCUCAUCAGUGAAGCUGUGCUCUCUACUAGAAAAAUCCUGAAGGACAAUAUCCGGUUAUCCGGAUAUUCAAACUCAAUUGGGUUAUGCAACAAAACCAUGACCCCAAGUACGAGAGCAAGUCCACCUCUGAAUGGCUCAAAAGAAACAAAAUUAUGUUUUAGAGUGGCCUAGGUAAAGUUCGGAACCCAAUUACAAUACUGUGGUUGGAACUUAAAUGGGCAGUUCAUGCUGAAAAGCCCUCCACUGUGGCUGAAUUGAAGCAAUUCUGCAAAGAAGAGUGGGCCAAAAAUUCCUCCAUAGUGAUGUGAAGGACUGACUUCCAGUUAUCAGAAGGGUUUGGUUGCAGUUGUAGCUGCUAAAGAUGGUACUUUAAGGGGGCAAUUGCUUUUUCACAUGGGUGAUACAGGGGUAGUAUAACCUCUUUCAAUAAAUGAAAUGAUCAUUUAAAAACUGCAUUUUGUGUUUCUUCAUGUUCUCCUUUUCUCAUGUUACAUUUUUAUGAGGAUGUGAAACCAUUUAGUGUGACUAAUAUGCAAAAAUAGAGACAAUCAGGGAAAUACUUUUUCACAGCACUGUAGUUACUUAACUGCCUCAGCAAGAUGUUUGCAGCUGUGCUGUUUAUAAUUGGCAUGUACACAGCAGUGGGAUUCAACAUAUUCACAAAGCCAGUGAGCAAAUUUACAAAUGAUGAUCAAAGCAAUAUUCAAUCAAAGGACAGAGUUUUUGUUCCUUCUCCUACUUCUGGAGACGUUUUCAGAUGCGCAGAGAAAAACUGUUCUAGAAUAAAUGUUGCAGGAGUAACGAAAGGCCUGAGACCAGCUGUGUCUGUAACAUCCAGUUGGCGUGAAGAUAAGGAGCAGCUUCAUGUUUGUAACCAAGUUCGGACAAUUAAUUCAUCAACUGAGAAUUUCAAUGGAAACUGUACACACAUAUCUGAUCAUCAGGAAAAGAGUAAAAUUUACCCCAAUAAGUUGGUUUUACAGCUGCUGGAACAAAAAGCCAUGAACAGCAACAACAACAAUAACAAUAAAAACCAAGGCAGUCAAACAUCUCUUUAUCGAGACCACUGGAGGAAGAGAAGAGCUCUACAGAAUGACCCUAGCACUGAUACAGAUGAAGAAGAUGAAGAUGCAGGGACGGAGAUCACUUUUGUGCUGGAUGGUUCUGGUAGCAUUGAGCAGGAGGAUUUUGAAAGGGCCAAAGACUUUAUUUAUAAUGUGAUGAAAAAUGUUUGGACAACAUGUUUCAGUUGCAAGUUUGCAGUAGUGCAGUAUGGGAGAGAUAUAAGGACAGAACUCUCUCUGAAUGAAAACAAUGAACGUCUUAGAGCCUUGGAUAAGGUGAAGAACAUAAAACAAAUUCAUGCAAUCACCAAGACAGCUUCAGCCCUCUACCAUGUCCUCACAGACGUUUUUGUUCCUCAAAGUGGAUCAAAAGAGAACGCCAAAAAAAAGAUUAUUCUACUGUCUGAUGGAGAGAUGGCAGGAGAUGAAAGAAACCUCACAGAGGUAUUGAACAUGCCACAGAUGGAGGGGAUUGUUCGCUAUGCUAUAGGGGUGGGGCCAGAGGUUCUGAAUAAAACACAGGCAAUAAAAGAGAUGACAGAAAUAGCUGGCAGUGAAGAUAGAUUUUUCAGUGUUUGUAAUUAUGCUGCUUUGGAAAACAUUCUCUCUUCUUUGGAAAAAAGCAUAAUUAGGAUUGAAGAUGCAGGGACGGAGAUCACUUUUGUGCUGGACGGCUCUAGUAGCAUUGACCCGCAGGAUAUUGAAAGUGCCAAAGACUUUAUUAGUAACGUGAUGAAAAAUGUUUGGACAACUUGUUUCAGUUGCAAGUUUGCAGUAGUGCAGUAUGGGAGAGACAUAAGGACAGAACUCUCUCUGCAAGAAAAUAAUGACCAUCUCAGAGCCUUGGAUAAGGUGAAGAGCAUAAAACAGAUUUAUGGGAUCACAAAGACAGCUUCAGCCCUCUACCAUGUUCUCACAGACAUUUUUGUUCCUCAAAAUGGAUCAAAAGAGAACGCCAAAAAAAUGAUUAUUCUACUGUCUGAUGGAGAGAUGGCAGGAGAUGAAAGAAACCUCACAGAGGUAUUGAACAUGCGACAGAUGGAGGGGAUUGUUCGCUAUGCUAUAGGGCUCGGGCCAGAGGUUCUGAAUAAACCACAGGCAAUAAAAGAGAUGAUGGAAAUAGCUAGCAGCGAAGAUCGAUUUUUCAAGGUUUCUAAUUAUGCUGAAUUGAAAAACAUUCUCUCUUCUUUGGAAAAAAACAUAAUUAGGAUUGAAGAUGCAGGGACGGAGAUCGCUUUUGUGCUGGACGGCUCUGGUAGCAUUGAGCCGCCGGAUUUUGAAAGGGCCAAAGACUUUAUUAGUAAUGUGAUGAAUAAUGUUUGGACAACAUGUUUCAGUUGCAAGUUUGCAGUAGUGCAGUAUGGGAGAGACAUAAGGACAGAACUCUCUUUGAAAGAAAAUAAUGAACAUCUCAGAGCCUUGGAUAAGGUGAAGAACAUAAAACAAAUUCAUGCAAUCACCAAGACAGCUUCAGCCCUCUACCAUGUCCUCACAGACGUUUUUGUUCCUCAAAGUGGAUCAAAAGAGAACGCCAAAAAAAUGAUUAUUCUACUGUCUGAUGGAGAGAUGGCAGGAGAUGAAAGAAACCUCACAGAGGUAUUGAACAUGCCACAGAUGGAGGGGAUUGUUCGCUAUGCUAUAGGGCUGGGGCCAGAGGUUCUGCUGAAAAGGAAUGCAAUACAAGAGAUGAUAGAGAUAGCUGGUGGCGAAGAGAGAUUCUUCAGGGUUUCAAGUUAUGCUGCCUUGGAAGACAUUCUAUCUACUUUGGAAAAAAGCAUACUCAGGUCUGCAGGAAGGGGAAUACAGCUAUUCUGCCAUUCCUAGGAUUUUCAAAGGUCUGAUGCUCAGCCAGCUGGAAUUUUGGUUCCACCUGGCAGGGUGCAUGGGAGCAACACUCCUGAGUCCAGCUGGAUGUUGAGAGUAAUGAUAUGACAUAUAUAUAAACAGAUUAAUCGUGAACAACAAUAGUGAGCAACAGGAUGCACAUCAAAGUGAUAUUCAGUAAUCCAAUGACACAUGUACAAUGCAAAUUCAUUAAAUCCUUUUUACUUUAAGCUAAUACAACUCUGAAUAUAAAUUGGGAUUUAUGAUGAUCUUGAAUAACUAUUAUGACAAAGAUAAAAAAAAAAAAAAAAGAGCAGAACAAGACAUGGCUUUGCUAUAGAACUCUCAAGAGUUUUAGGUCAAUUUUGGAAACAUGCACGUCCGUGAGGCUCGACUGUCAUGUCCAAUACCAUCAAUCACCUCAUCAACCAUGCCAUUUUAUUUAUCACCAAAUAACUCCUAUAAAAUCCAUUUAUCAUAAGGAAAAAUAUUAGCAAGGAUAUUAAAGUCAACCAAACUUAAAAACGGUACACUAUUCUCUAAAAUAAUUUGUGGAGACGGAACUUAAAAUGGAAGUUUGGCUCAGUCUCCAUUCAUUAACAUGGGAAGGGGUGGGGUUAAAAUUGUACUGCAGCCAGCCACUAGACGGCCUCAGAAACUCAGAGACAUUAUGGCUUCACUUUUGACUCCCUGUUAAGACAUCCACCCAUAUACACAGUCAUUGCUUACAACUUAUACGUAAGUAUCAGAGGACAGGAAUAGACCAUCCUGCAGGUGAAUAUCCUCUCUCAUUUUUUGAAAGACAUUCACUUCUUAAGCCUAUAUGUAGACAAGAAUAUUAUAAAUUAGCUUAUGAAGAAGUUAUCUUGAAUUAUUAGUAAUCAGUUAUUUUGUUGUUGCCAAAGAAUAGGCUACCUUAUUAGACAUUCUUUGUAUUUGACUUUCUACUGAUGUAGUACCACACAAGAUGAUUUCACUGCUUGAUAUUUUUAAGAUAUAUUUGCAUUCAAAUAAACAAAAUUUUGAUUCUG